AAAAUAAAUCCUUAUUCUAUACAGAAAUAGAAAGUCAAAAUCUAUACAGAUUAAAAAAAAAGACAUUUUGGUUGAAAAUUUAAAUUACAUAUACCCAUGAAGAUCAGUUGAUAUCGUUGAAUCUAUGAGAAAAAUGAUAAAAUAGCAUGAAGAAUAUUCUUUUAAAGUUUUUAAAGAUUUUCGUGUUUAUUAAAGUUUUUUCGUGAUAUUAGAUAAAGAUCUACUACUAUUUGUUUCAAAACAAAAUGGAAGUGGAAAAUUUCUACGGGUGUUAUUUAUUGUAUUCUUUAAAUGAAAAAUAUAAAGGAAGAACUUACAUCGGUUUUACAGUGGAUCCAAAUCGCCGAAUCCAACAACACAAUAAAGGAAUGAAAGCGGGUGGUGCUUUUAAAACAAAUGAUAAAGGACCAUGGGACAUGGUACUUGUAGUACAUGGAUUUCCUACUGAUGUUUCUGCUCUUCGAUUUGAAUGGGCUUGGCAAAACCCUGAUAAAUCCAGAAGAUUGAAGCAUGUAGCUAAGAAAGUCCCUCGAGAAAGUGCUCUGAAAUAUAGAUUUCGUGUUAUGUCUGAAAUGUUAAGAGUUGGUCCCUGGAACAGAUUACCUUUGGCUGUGCAGUGGCUGGAUAUAAACUACAAGCAAGAAUUUGAUGUUUCUAAAUUACCUCCAUUACACAUACCAAUAUGCAUUGGUCCAAUUCAGCCACGAAAAGUAAAAAAGACAGGCACUGAGUGCGAAACUGAUGAAGACGUGAAUUUGAAAUUUUGUUACAUCUGUGAUAAUAUUGUAACUAAAGAUGAUAAACAGUUUAUAUGCUUUAAUUCUAAUUGCUUGCAGAUAUUUCACAUUCUUUGUUUAGGACGGAAUUUUCAGUCUUGUACAAAAGAAAAAUUCCUCCUUCCCGUUGAAGGUUUGUGUCCUAAUUGUAAGACAUCAACUUUAUGGGGUGAUGUAGUGAGGUAUUCAUCAGGAUGUUAUCGUGAUACUAAUUCUGCAUCUUAAGUUACAUAAAUUGUACUGUGCAAGUAAGUAGUUUACUUAAUCAUUAAAAUUGUUUUACUGGUGUAUAGAUUUGUUUAUUUUUCUUGCACUCCCUAAUGUGCAUUUAUUUUGACUGACAUGCUGAAAUUAAUCUGAUUAAUCUAGCAACUAAGUCAUGAAGUAUCAAAAGUGACUAAAGGUUAAGCACAAAUUUUCCAUUAAGCUGUUCUUUAUAUAGAUACAUACAAAAUGGCAGGCUUUGAGUUUUUCUAAAACCAUUUAGUAUUUUGAAACUUAAGUGUCAGUGCAACUAUUUAGUUUAUAUAAAUAUGCAAUUUACUCUUUAAAGGGUAAUUUGUUUUGACAAUUUUUCUGUUCAUUAGAAAAGUUAAUUUAACAAAUUUCACUGAAUUAAUAUUGCUCUAAUUAACUCUUAAUAAGGUUUACUUGGAUAUAAAUUAUAAGAUAAAGUCUCAAAAAUUUAACAUAUUUCUGAAUGUUAAUAUUGUGUACAUGCAGUAGGCUAACUAGAAAAUCUGGCUCUUUGCAAAUUGCCUACUUUAUUUCUGAGGCUUAUUGUAGUGAGACUUGUAGGUGUUUUACAAAGUAACUUUGAGUUUGCUAAGUGUUAAAUUUCCAAUUAAUCUUUAAAAGUUCAGUUUUUUUAAAUAGUUUAAAAUUGGUAAUACAUCUUGUAAUAACGUUGAUAUUUGUAUUUUGCAUAGUUUUUUUCAUCAAAUUUUUCUGUGUAGCAAUACAAAAAAAACUGUGAUAUAUUAUUUUUUAUAUGUUAAAUUUUAUUUUUAAUUACAUGUAAGUGAAUGGUAUAUCCAUAUUAUGCGCAUGUUUAUAAUAUUAUAUUUUGAAGAAACUUUUUAUUUUAUUGCAAAUUUAACAUGCUUUUAUUAUGAGAGCUUUUGGUCCUUGGCUGAUUAGUGUGAUAAAAAAAUAUUUUUAUCUAGAAAGGUCUGUGACGGAUAACAGCCCACAAAAUACACUAAAAACAGCUAGUAAUAUGAAGUGAUAUGAAUAUGUAUAAAGGAUUUGUGCCAUUUUAUGAUUUAUCAUGGUUCCAACCCAUUUAUGUUUAGUUACUUUUUAAAAGGACAAUUAUUCUAUUCAUAGUUAGAUAAUACAGACGCAUGCUGUGCGCGAAUAUAUUAGUGAUGAUUCUCAAUUUUGCAGAUACUUUUUUUUAAAAAAAAUAUUUAUUGUGAUAUAAAAAAAAGUAUCUGCCCUCGCAAAAAAAAAAUUUAUAGUGGGGGGAGAAAGAAAAUGCAAAGCAGAUUGAAUAAUCAUGAUUUAAAAAAGAAAGUCAGUGUUUAGUUGUAUGUUUGCUGCUCCCAAAGAGAAAAGAUAUAACUGCCACUUUAGCCCAAAGAUUAACAAUCCCAUCGUUGAUGGUUGAGCUUACAAUCAGCUGAUUUUUUACAACUAAAAUAAACGAUUGCGAUGACAGUAGGAAAUCUUUUAAUGUAAUUUCGUUUAGAGCGAAAUUACUAACAUUACUUAAUUUGAUAAUUACUUCAUAUGAAUGUAUUAAUAAUUUCCAUGUAUAACUCUAAUGUUCAAUAACAUGCAUGUGAUGUGCAUAUUUUUUUGCCAAGAAUAAAUAAAAUUAUUUAAACGGUU
Parasteatoda tepidariorum (common house spider) is the source of this 2612-nucleotide messenger RNA. RefSeq names its product structure-specific endonuclease subunit SLX1 (gene slx1). Gene Ontology annotation, cellular component: Slx1-Slx4 complex. Gene Ontology annotation, biological process: double-strand break repair via homologous recombination. Gene Ontology annotation, molecular function: crossover junction DNA endonuclease activity; 5'-flap endonuclease activity. NCBI's taxonomy places the organism in Eukaryota, Metazoa, Arthropoda, Arachnida, Araneae, Theridiidae. The record is from RefSeq and is a predicted model, not a curated record.